ACGAGUCUCCUUCUAGCGAGGACCGCCAUCCUCCACACAGCAAGCCUCUAGGAUCGUCGUCGGAUCUGCUAGAAGCUCGACUCCCGCAGCUUACGCAGAUCUUAUGGACGAUCUUAGGGGCGAUCUUAUUUGACGCGGCUGUUCAGGGACCUGGCAUUUCCAUGAAGUUGUCAGCAGCUGGCGUGUCAAUCACUAGCUGCCGGCUAACCGUCUGCGUGCACGCCGGUUGCUCGUCAAUCUCACAAGAGCCCGUCAGGUUCGCGCGUAUUGGCUCUGGUGCUCGUCGUCGCUCGGGAGUACCGUCGCUGGUGAUAGUGUUAGUGUCGUCUCGUAAGGGACUCGCGUGAUAGUCCCAAUCCCUGGUGGUAAUCUUGCGCUUAGAGUCGCUCGUGAGAGGGUCGCCGAGGGUCGCCGAGGGUUGGCGAUAAUCGCGAUGGAUGCGCGCGCGUUACUGGACGAGCUUAUGGGGAAGGACCGGGAUCUGCCGUUGGAUCAGAAGAAACGGAAGCUGCGAUUCGACGAUCCCGAGGUAUGCCGCUACCACCUGGUGGCGUUCUGCCCGAACGAUCUCUUCCCCAACACGCGCUCGGACCUGGGCCCCUGCCCGCGCGUGCACGACGACGCGCUAAGGGAGGAAUUUCUAGGGUCCACUAAGGUGGCGCAGUUCGAGGCGGAGCUAUUGGCCUACCUGGAGAGGCUUAUAGCGGAUCUUGAGCGCAAGAUCAAGCGGUGUCACGAGCGGCUGGACAAGGAGCUACCGGCAGGGCAGGGCGCGGCGGUGCACGGGGAGAGGAUCAGCGCCAUCGCCGCGGAGGUGCAGGCGCUGCUGCGCCAGGCGGAGCAGGAGGGCGAGCAGGGGCUGGUGGACCGGGCGCAGGCCACUAUGGGCAAGGUGGAUGCGUUGAAUCGCGAGAAGGAGUCCCUGCUGCGCUCGCCUGUGCCUGACUCCAUCGCCUCGUCCGUCAUUCAAAAGGAGAAGCGCCUGCAGGUGUGUGAGAUAUGCGGCGCCAUGCAGGCCAACACGGACACGGAGAAGCGCCUCGCCUCACACCUCGACGGCAAGCAGCACCUGGGGUAUGCUCGGAUUCGCGAGACGGCAGAGCUGCUAAGGAAGAAGCGGGAGGAGGAGAGGGAGAAGAGGAGGAGGGAGAUGGGGUUGAGUGAGGCAGAGGAGGGCAGGGAGGGGGGCAGGGAGGGGGGGCAGGAGGGCACGGAAGGCAGCCAAGGACGAGCGGAGGUGAAUGGGGAGCAUGGCGCAAGGGGCAAGGGCCGUGACGACCAGAGAAGUGGAAGCAAGGAGAGAAGCACGGAACAUGAGCGGAAACGAGACAGGGACGAAAGGGAUGGGGGCCGAUAUUCCGAGAGGGACAGGGACAGGGACAGGGAGAGAGAUCGGGAUAGGGACAGGGAUUCUGAUAGGAACAGAGACAGGGAAAGGGAGAGAGACAGGGACAGGUAUGGGGAGAGGGAUCGAGAUAGGGACAGAGAAGUGCAGGAGAGGGACAGGGACAGGGAAAGGGACUGGGGCAGGGAUAGAGAGUGGGAUAGGGAUCGGGAUAGGAACAGGGAGUCAGGCAGAUACAGGGAGAGGGGGAGGGAGAGAGAGAGGGACAGGGACAUCAGGGAGCGGGAUAGGGAGCGGGAACGGUCACGAGGAUAGAAAAGUUUCGGUGUGGGAGUGGGAGGGAGGGACUAAUGUUUAAAACUGUAGUGUAUCAGUGUAACCGCCGUCUCACUUGUGAAUACCGGUAUCCUAGUGUGCUCAGUAACAAGAAGAAAACCUGCUCACAACU
Closterium sp. NIES-67 is the source of this 1793-nucleotide messenger RNA. Lineage: Eukaryota; Viridiplantae; Streptophyta; Zygnematophyceae; Desmidiales; Closteriaceae. The record is from the annotation of a GenBank genome assembly.